Messenger RNA from Salarias fasciatus (jewelled blenny), 2854 nucleotides. It is a transcript of the gene slitrk5b, whose product is annotated as SLIT and NTRK-like family, member 5b. The transcript has 2 exons. The record is from RefSeq and is a predicted model, not a curated record. Bases 124 to 2727 code for a protein of 867 amino acids. Gene Ontology annotation, biological process: positive regulation of synapse assembly; axonogenesis. NCBI's taxonomy places the organism in Eukaryota, Metazoa, Chordata, Actinopteri, Blenniiformes, Blenniidae. Gene Ontology annotation, molecular function: protein binding.
AAAAAGAAAGAAAAGAUGCGCUGAAAUAUCCCACAGCCCGAGCCUUCUCGUUCAUCAAUGUGCGUGAGAUGACAUUGAGGAUACCUUAGCAGGACUGUGAGCUUGGCCAUCAUUUGCAGGAAAAUGCAUCUCUGGAUCCCUUACGUUCUGCUAAGUGCAACGUCGGUGUGCAUUGUUGAAAUGUUUGGCCAUUAUGGAGAAAUAUGUGAAGGACUCUGUGCCUGUGAGGAGAGAGAGGGGAUACUUACGGUGAGCUGUGAAAACAGAGGGAUUGCAAGUGUCUCAGACAUAAGUCCUUUGCACUUCUCCCCGUAUCAUCUGCUGCUCACUGGAAAUCUUCUGAAAAAGCUAUCGACCAAUGAAUUUGUCGAGUACAAAGGACUUACAAUAUUGCAUCUGGGAAAUAAUGAAAUAUCUGAUGUUGAAGCGGGAGCUUUUAAUGGACUACAGGGAUUAAAGCGAUUGCAUCUCAACAAUAACAAAAUCGAUGCCUUGAAGGAAGAGAUUUUCUUUGGCCUUGAAAGUUUGGAAUACCUACAAAUUGAUUAUAAUUACAUUACUCAUGUGGUGCCGAAUACCUUCAGCAGACUUCAUCAUCUGGAGGUCUUGAUUCUAAAUGACAAUCUGUUAUCGACUCUGCCUGCGAACAUCUUCCAGCACGUACCCUUGACUCAUUUAGACUUGAGGGGGAAUCAGCUCAAAGUGCUUCCCUACACAGGUCUGCUGGAGCACAUGAACGGCGUGGUGGAGCUGCAGCUGGAGGAGAAUCCGUGGAACUGCUCCUGCGAGUUGAUCGCCCUCAAGACUUGGCUGGAGAGCAUAUCGUACACAGCUCUGGUCGGGGAUGUUGUUUGCGAGUUCCCUUUUCGGCUUCACGGGAGAGAUCUUGAUGAGGUUUCAAAACAAGAACUGUGCCCGAGGAGAGCCAUCGCUGAAUAUGAGAUGCCACCGCUGCCACAUUUGAGCACCGAUGCAUACUACAGGACGACGCCGGCUCUCGUUACAGCUUCGCUCACUUCAUCUGGAAUUGCACGGUCUUCAUCAAGACCCACCAAGGGACCUCGCCAGUCAGCUAAAUUAAAAUCCAGACCAACUGCUCGCGUCCCAUCUAACAAACCACAGAACUACGGCCAAAUCAUUUCAUAUCAGACCAAAUCCCCCGUGCCUUUAGAUUGCCCGACUGCCUGCACCUGCAAUCUUCAAAUUUCAGACCUUGGCCUGAAUGUGAACUGCCAGGAACGAAAGAUCGAACAUAUUUCCGACUUAAAUCCUAAACCUUACAAUCCAAAAAAGAUGUAUCUCACAGGGAAUUACAUUCCUGUGGUCCGGAGAUCUGAUUUUAUCGAGGCAACUGGAUUAGACCUGCUUCAUCUGGGCAACAAUCGAAUAUCUCGUGUACAUGACCGAUCUUUUGCCGAUUUGACACAUCUAAGAAGACUGUACCUUAACGGGAAUUUGAUAGACCAUCUCACAGCCGAUAUAUUUUAUGGAUUAGAGAGCCUGCAGUUCUUAUAUUUAGAAUACAACGUCAUUAAAGAGGUUACCUCAGACACUUUUCAGCAUGUACCUAAACUCCAGCUUCUUUUUCUCAACAAUAACCUGCUGAAAACUUUACCUGAGGGCACUUUCAACGGUCUGACAUUAGCCAGACUGAAUCUUCGCAACAACCACCUGAGAUAUUUGCCAGUGAGCGGUGUACUAGAUCAGCUUACAGCGCUGGUGCAAGUCGAUUUGUUUGAGAAUCCCUGGGAUUGCUCCUGCAGCAUACUGGAGCUGAAGAUGUGGCUCGAGCAGCUUAGCACAGGCACGGUUGUAAACAAUGUCAUCUGCGGCUCCCCUAAGAGACUAGCAGGAGAGGAUAUGAGAUACAUUAAGACAAGUAAUUUCUGCCCUAAUAACUCUGAUAUACUAGCUUCUAUGAUCCCGCCCUCUGAGGAAUAUUUCCCUGGCAGCACUGUCACCAUAGAAACAUUUUUGGACUCUGACACUCAUUACAGCACCAUCCCUUUAUCGGUGAUGAUCCUUGCUCUUCUCCUCAUGUUCAUCAUGUCCGUGUUUGUGGCUGCGGGAUUAUUUGUGGCGAUGAAAAAGAAACGUCAAAAGAGCCAGAACGAGCAGAACAACUCGAUGAAUGCCUGCAUCAGCUCCCUCAAUAUGGAAUAUGGCCUGUACAAAAAGGGAACCAUUCCCAAAGUCAGAACAUCAGCUGGACAUGUGUACGAGUAUAUCCCACCUCCCACCGAGCCCGCAUGCAGAACUACUGCUCACACCCCGAACGACAAUAAAUCAGUGGAUGGAUUUAGAGACUUUGAUGAGUUGAGUGGUGCUUUUCUGGGUAACUCGGAUGAAGAGGGAGCCAGUAAUGUAAUAAGCUCAGAAUACAGUGCCACCACUCCAGAGCCUCUUAACAAGCCCUCCACCCCACACCGAGAUGAUCCGUGCUACUACAGAGAUGUACUUGAGGCUGACAAGCGAACGCGCUACAGCAGUACAUUACCGUGCAGGCAUGCAGCACAUUCAUCCACUCAGUAUACCUCAGACUUUGAUGCAAGGCAUCAGUACGUGCAGCCGGAGAGAAUCCAGCAGACGAUACUCUACUGCACAGCACCAAGUACUGUUUACGUGGAGCCCAACAGGAGCGACUACUGGGAACUGAAAGCGAAGCUUCAUAUUGAUCCGGAUUACCUUGAGGUUCUUGAAAAACGAACUACAUUCACACAGUUUUAGGAGUUCUGACCUUCAGCUGGUCAGGCUGGACACGUCUGUGCAAAGUUUUUUUCAGGAAUCACAAAAACAAACUGGUGUAUUUUUCUCAAGUUCUCAAGGUGCAGUGCAUUGUGAGCAAAGAAAUGUU